Seriola dumerili (greater amberjack) is the source of this 2947-nucleotide messenger RNA. RefSeq names its product alpha-1,3-mannosyl-glycoprotein 4-beta-N-acetylglucosaminyltransferase C-like. The transcript has 5 exons. The coding region runs from base 222 to 1628 and encodes 468 amino acids. Gene Ontology annotation, biological process: protein N-linked glycosylation. Gene Ontology annotation, molecular function: acetylglucosaminyltransferase activity. NCBI's taxonomy places the organism in Eukaryota, Metazoa, Chordata, Actinopteri, Carangiformes, Carangidae. The record is from RefSeq and is a predicted model, not a curated record.
CGUGCAUCGUCGGUCGCAGAACCGGGGGAGUUAGCACUUCGGGGAUGUGGUAGCUCCUUCUCUCGUAUGCAGCACUGUCACGGGGAGAGUGUCUCUUUUUUCCUCUCAUUGACGUCCUCUUUAAUUUUUCCGUGCCUUAUAAGUACAAAAUAAAGGAGUGUACCCCGCUGUAUGUGACUGUCAGCCGCCGUGCCUCUGAGGCGAACCGGCGGAGGGAGGAGAUGCGACGUUAUUCAAGGAAGAAGAAUGUUGUUUUGGCAGUGCUCCUUCUUGUCACGGGAUUGUACUUCAUUAGCCAGUCAGACUUGCUCAUCGCUGGUCUGACAAGGUCACAUGAACAGAUUCCAAAUGACUUAUAUUGGCAAGCAGAGAGGCUGGUCAGUAAGGAGUCCUGGGUUGAACAGGGAAAUUACCUGCCUCUCAAUGUGUCCUAUCAGCUGCUUGCUGGAGCACCAUCGACUGAACAGAAGUAUUUAUCUGUUGGAUUAUCAUCGAUAAAGAGGAAGAAGGGCAGCUAUCUAAUUCCCACCUUGCAGUCCCUCUUCUCCCAGUCAUCACCUGAGGAACGCUCCUCCAUGGUGGUGGUAGUGCUGCUAGCAGAUUUCGAUGUCAGCUGGAGAGUCACUACAGUGAGGGAGAUCAAAACUGCCUUUGCCUCAGAGCUGGAACAAGGCCAGCUGGUGGUCCUCCAUGUUCCUCAGGAUUUGUACCCUCCUCUUACAGGUCUAAAGAGGAACUAUAAUGAUGCUCCAGAAAGGGUAUCAUUCCGCUCCAAACAGAACUUGGAUUACUCUUUCCUAAUCCACUACUCUGCCAGCCUUGGCCAGUACUACCUCCAGCUAGAGGAUGACGUCUCCUCUGCCAAAAACUUUCUUACUUCCAUCAAGAGGCAUGUUGAGGAGCAAGAGGCGAAGAAGACCACUUGGGCAAUGCUGGAAUUUUCAGCCCUCGGCUAUAUUGGGAAACUCUACAGGUCAGCCCACCUUCCUCUCCUGGCCCGCUUCCUCUUCAUCUUCUACCAGGAAAUGCCCUGUGACUGGUUGAUGUCUCACUUUCGAGAGCUGCUGACUCAGAAAACGCCAAUCCUCUUUAAACCCUCGCUGUUCCAGCACAUGGGCACUUUCUCCUCAUUCCAAGGGACAUACAACAAGCUAAAGGACAAGGACUUUGAGGAGGGAUUCUACACCAAUCCUGCAGCUGAAGUUUACUCUGAUAUGUCCACCUACCAGAAACACUUCCCCAAAUUGGCAUGGGAUGCUGGGGAGGGAUUCUUCUGGGGACGCUCCCCAGAGAAGGGAAAUUACCUGACAGUGGUGUUCACCGACCCCACAGUGGUGAAGGGGAUAUUUAUAGAGACGGGGUCGGGGGGUAAAGACCUCCUGGAGUCAGCUCAGGUGGAGACAGGCCAUGAUGUAGUUACCCUCAAGAGAGGGGAGAAGAGUUGUAAAGAGUUCCAGUCAGUGGGGACGUUUGAGAAUGGGAGGUUUGAAAUGCAGGAGAUGGACAAAAAGUAUAGCUCUGCCUCUUCCUGUCUCAGGAUACAAGUCACAGGUGGGCAGAAGGAUUGGCUGAUCAUUAAGAAAAUCAGGAUUACAACAAAACUGAGUACACCUCCACGCCAAGCAUAGGUGUGAAUUUUUCUUCCUGCCAGAUUAAUAAUUUGUUUAUCUGCCACACCUUGUAUGCAGACUGAUCAUUUGACUUUUGUGCCUUGUUAAACAGUUUCACUGAUGAAACAAUUCAGUGCUUAAUAAAACUGUAAAGCUACUGUCAGUAUGAAGAAAAUAUUUGACCAAGCUCUGUGAUCUGUCUCUUCAACAUAAUGAAGAGAUAUGCAAUGAUAUGUUAUUAUCUGCAAUAAAAAACAGUAGUUCCAUGUGUUUAUACAUUUUAUGCAUUUAAGUAAAUACAUGACUCAGAUUGACACAUGCACACUAGAGGUGGCCUUUGUGUUGUCCAUUGUUUCUAAAUGCUGAGGUGUGAAGGAGGGAAUAACUCACUGAAAUUCAUGUGGUUUUAUAAUGGUGAGUCAUGGGAACAGGGACAUUUUGUGUUGCAGGCGAGUGUGCUAUGUGUGUUUGUCAUGGCUGACAGGGUUAGGCUGUAACACAAUGUCCCUUAUCAGAACACACAAAGUUUACCUAGAAUUUGAGAGUACACUUAAUCAAACCACUGACUGACACAAAUACGCGCUUUCCACAGAGGACAAAACAAUAAUUUAAUCUUUGUGAUGUUUAACGUCAUUGCAACUCAUAUUGUUGCUCUGGUCAGCUCACAGAACAAUACGACAACUGAUAAAAUACUAACCACAGCAGAGGUAGAACCCACAGAGAAAGAGGAGGGAGGAACUGGUUGUAUAUAGGCAUUGUCAAAGUGGUUUUGGGGCUUGGGGGACUUUUACAGUAAUCAUUAUGAGUAAUCAGUGGUUGGCUAAAUUAAGUAUUUUAUUGUGGUCGUAUUUGCUACCAAAAAGUGCCAGCUAGCAUAGCAUUAGCACCAGCAAAUGCCAGUUAAACAAUAACCAAGUAGGUUUAACAUUGCCUCUUUUAUGCUUUGUUAGCUGUACUAUUAGAUAUUUUCACUUUAUAAAUGUGAUAUUUAAGUAUAAUAUGAUAAAUAUUCCAAGGUAAAAUUAAUCAUUUUGUUAGUUAAUAUUAUGUAAAUUUAAAUUGUGCUGUCAUUUACUUUUUGGAAAUGUUUGAGUUUAAUUUUGAAAAUGAAUUUUAUUUUGAUUGAUUUUGAAAAAUGAAUGUUGUGAACCAAAUUAUGUUAAAAAUUAAAGGGUCUAGUUUCUGGUCCUUAAUUAUUGUAACAUUAUUUCAAUAUAUCAAAAUCAACUAAAUUUCUAUUCUUGGCACCCUUUUGGUUCAGUGUCAGUAGCACACUGAGCUUGACAAUGUUGAUUCAAUCUUUAUUUACUAUCUGCAUUAAAAAAUAUUUUAAGACA